GGCACCGCGGGGAGGGGCGGCGGCGGCGGCGGCCGGAGAGACGUCGGGAAGCGAGCGGAACCGCCAUGGCCGAGUUCCCGUCGAAAGUGAGCACGCGGACCAGCAGCCCCGCGCAGGGCGCCGGUGCCUCCGUCUCCGCGCUGCGCCCGGACCUGGGCUUCGUGCGCUCCAGCCUCGGUGCGCUCAUGCUGCUGCAGCUGGUGCUGGGGCUGCUGGUAUGGGCCCUGAUUGCCGACACCCCAUACCACUUGUACCCGGCCUACGGCUGGGUCAUGUUCGUGGCUGUCUUCCUCUGGCUGGUGACAAUCGUCUUCUUCAUCCUCUACCUGUUUCAGCUGCACAUGAAAAUGUACAUGGUGCCCUGGCCGCUGGUGUUAAUGAUAUUCAACGUGGGCGCCACUGUUCUCUACAUCACGGCCUUCAUCACCUGCUCUGCCGCUGUGGAGCUGACGUCCCUGAAGGGCACCCGGCCUUAUAACCAGCGUGCGGCCGCCUCUUUCUUUUCGUGUUUAGUGAUGAUUGCCUACGGAGUGAGCGCUUUCUUCAGCUUCCAGGCCUGGCGGGGAGUGGGCAGCAAUGCGGCCACCAGUCAGAUGGCUGGGAGCUACGCCUAGACCACGAGUGCCAUGGUCCCCUUGGGGCCUUUGGCUGCAGCUGGGUCCCAGCGUGGGGCGGCCCGCAAGCCCGAAGCCUGAGCCCUCUGUGGAGUCGGCCUAGAAGGGACUACGCUUGCUCUGCUCUGCUCGUCAGACUCCUAAGGAAUCAGGAUCAUUACUCUGGUUUGGCCCAAGUCAGCAUGCACAGGGGCUGGAAGGAGGCCAGUGGCUGGGACCGCCUGCCCAUCCUCCGUAUGUAGUGGAAGGCGACGGGGGAUACAGGCCUCUCAGUGUCUCUGCUUUGUCUUUAGAAGACCUCAGUGUCCCAGGCUGGGGCCCAGGCCUCUCAGCAACACUAAGUACACUAACAAGGACUCCAGACCUGCAGUCCCUGACCUUCUGUAGAAUAAGCCUAACAAGCCAUGUGUAUUUAUCUUAGUCUUUGUUCUGGGACCACAGAGCAAGUUUUUGAAACUGGUCUGGGUCCUUAAAACACAGGGGUUUUUUUAUUACUGUUUUGGGGGGUUUUUUGUAAAUAAGGCUUGAACUCACAACCCUGAGAU
Messenger RNA from Lontra canadensis (Northern American river otter), 1159 nucleotides. It is a transcript of the gene PLLP, whose product is annotated as plasmolipin. Gene Ontology annotation, cellular component: membrane. Gene Ontology annotation, molecular function: structural constituent of myelin sheath. Bases 66 to 614 code for a protein of 182 amino acids. The transcript is spliced from 4 exons. Gene Ontology annotation, biological process: myelination. The record is from RefSeq and is a predicted model, not a curated record. NCBI's taxonomy places the organism in Eukaryota, Metazoa, Chordata, Mammalia, Carnivora, Mustelidae.